UUGAGUUUUUCGCGCGUUUUUGCGGCUAAAAUAAUAUUUGUUACUCUUUCUGUGUUCCAUCAUUCUUUAUUUCUUAUUCAUUGUGUUUUUACUGAUUGCCAUUUUCUACGCAUAAUUGUAAGAAGGUGCUCAAACAUACAAGACUAUGGCUCGGACAAAGGCCUCCGUCGGUGCUAAAGUAUCGACAGGUAAAAGCAGCAAAGCGCGGUGCAGCGCUGCUCCGCCCCCUAGCAGUUCUUCAUCUUCAGGUGGUGGUGAACGGUCAACCCGCAGUCACGGUGGUGGCAAUCCGGUGUGUCCCAGGGAGACUCCGAAGUGGCAGCGGCCAAUCACCAACUUCUUCAUAGGCAAGGAUACAAGCCAACGGAGCGAUGAAGAUGAAGACAGUGCUGCAGGCAGCUCAAAGCCGAAGAAACGUAACAUCAUCGAAUCAGAUGACGAGGAUACUCCUCAGAUAGAAGCUUCAACAGACGCAGACACUCCAUCGGAAGCCACCACAGGCGAACCAGCGAAAAACAAUGUUUUAGACGAAACAAUUGAACUAGAACCUCUUAAUGGGGAGGACAGUCACAAAAUAGAGGAAUAUUACCCCAAAAAUGGGGUCAAAGGCAAAGGGAAGGGUAAAAAAACGAAUAAAGAAAACAUUGACACGAGCAAUGAAAGACGAAAAUCAAUGAAAAGAGAUUUGGAAGAUGUAAACUUUGACGAAGAACAAGUCAGUAAAAAGAUUAAGGUGAAUUGAAUAAAUAUGCAGGACAUUAUCAUAAGUGUAAAAUGAAAGUAUACUAAAUAAGAAAGACAAAUGCAAGACAUUUUAAAGUGUUAAAUGAAAGACAGUAAAUGAACAACUUUCCAAUCGACGUUUCCCAAACACACGCUAGAUGGCGCUGUUCACUUUUAACGUGAUAAUUACCUAUUUUCUCAUUGCUGGGAUACAUAAUUAAAUAAUUAUUCAAAAAUGUAAUGGCAGAAGCAUACAUAAAACUAAUUGUUGCUUGAUAUUUGGAUCACAUUAUGUAGAGAAUGAUGUUGCUACCUAUAUUGCUUCUCUUUAUUUUGAUCAGAAUAAUAAUGGGUGGAAGAUGUAAUUGUACCUUGGUGUAAUAAAAAGGGUCAUCAUUUAUACCCAAAAACAAAGAUAAAAGAUGCAUAAUAUGUCUGUUAUCCAUGAAAUUAGAACUUUAAACGAACGUUUUUGGGGUACGCCGAUUGGAAAGGAAAAAGGAAAGGGACUUUCCAGUAGACGGCGUUAAGUUUUUUUCUUCUGUUUAACUUCAAUUUCACGGAUAACAGACAUGCGUCCUAUAUCUUUGUUUUUGGGUAUAAAUGAUGACCCUUUUUAUUACACCAAGGUACAAUUACAUCUUCCACCCAUUAUUAUUCUGUACAAAAUAAAGAGAAGCAAUAUAGGUAGCAACAUCAUUCUCUACAUAAUGUGAUCCAAAUGUGCGGAGAUGUGCGGAUUUGACCAAUCACAGCGUUCGAGAGAGCGAAAAACGAAGACGCUCUGUCACUCUCUCCCUUACGGUGAUUGGUCGAUUCCUGCACAUUUCCGCUUAGCUCCGCGUCAAUGGAAAGCAUCAUUGUUGGAAUGAGAUUACUGUGUUCUAUGUAUGCAUUUCUGUGAAUCUGUUAAUCAUAAGUAUUACUAAAAAUAAUCCUGUUUUUGUUUCAUUUUGUAAUUAAUAAUGUUAAGUUUAACUUCUGUAAUGAAAUAAAAAAAAAUUGAACUGA
Messenger RNA from Pectinophora gossypiella (pink bollworm), 1734 nucleotides. Its product is annotated as PCNA-associated factor-like. The record is from RefSeq and is a predicted model, not a curated record. NCBI's taxonomy places the organism in Eukaryota, Metazoa, Arthropoda, Insecta, Lepidoptera, Gelechiidae. Gene Ontology annotation, cellular component: nucleus. The coding region runs from base 146 to 742 and encodes 198 amino acids. Gene Ontology annotation, molecular function: chromatin binding. The transcript is spliced from 4 exons. Gene Ontology annotation, biological process: translesion synthesis; regulation of cell cycle.